Cebus imitator (Panamanian white-faced capuchin) is the source of this 6761-nucleotide messenger RNA. It is a transcript of the gene CAMK4, whose product is annotated as calcium/calmodulin dependent protein kinase IV. Gene Ontology annotation, molecular function: ATP binding; calcium/calmodulin-dependent protein kinase activity; calmodulin binding. The transcript has 12 exons. The record is from RefSeq and is a predicted model, not a curated record. Lineage: Eukaryota; Metazoa; Chordata; Mammalia; Primates; Cebidae. Gene Ontology annotation, biological process: protein phosphorylation. Bases 366 to 1787 code for a protein of 473 amino acids.
UGCUUAUGAUGGGAGACAUGUCUUGGGAACAGAAAAAGCUUUAAAUGUAGCAAUAUUCUCUGUCAUGAAGGAAGACAAGACCUGUCUUAAGGCAGAGGGUUUACUAACUGGCUUCCAAAGGCCUUUCUAGAACUGUAAUUCUGAGCCACUUCUGUUGCUGGCCUUCAGAUGCUGAGAUUGAACUAGGCACAGCCUAGUAUCUGCUCUUUUAGGAGCUCUAGCAGUGCCGGAGGAGGCAGUGCCACCAGCAGCGACAACAGACAGCAUCUGUUCCAACUGAAGACUUCACUCAAAGGCGGCGGCGGGCGGCUUCUCGCUCGGGCAGCGGCGGCGGCGGCGGCGGCUUCCGGAGUCCCGCUGCGAAGAUGCUCAAAGUCACGGUGCCCUCCUGUUCCUCCGCGUCCUGCUCUUCGGUCACCGCCAGCGCGGCCCCGGGGACCGCGAGCCUCGUCCCGGAUUACUGGAUCGACGGCUCCAACAGGGAUGCGCUGAGCGAUUUCUUCGAGGUGGAGUCGGAGCUGGGACGGGGUGCUACAUCCAUUGUGUACAGAUGCAAACAGAAGGGGACUCAAAAGCCUUAUGCUCUCAAAGUGUUAAAAAAAACAGUGGACAAAAAAAUCGUAAGAACUGAGAUAGGAGUUCUUCUUCGUCUCUCACAUCCAAACAUUAUAAAACUUAAAGAGAUAUUUGAAACCCCUACAGAAAUCAGUCUGGUCCUAGAACUCGUCACAGGAGGAGAACUGUUUGAUAGGAUUGUGGAAAAGGGAUAUUACAGUGAGCGAGAUGCUGCAGAUGCUGUUAAACAAAUCCUGGAGGCAGUCGCUUAUCUACAUGAAAAUGGGAUUGUCCAUCGUGAUCUCAAACCAGAGAAUCUUCUCUACGCAACUCCAGCCCCAGAUGCUCCACUCAAAAUUGCUGAUUUUGGACUCUCUAAAAUUGUGGAACAUCAAGUGCUCAUGAAGACAGUAUGUGGAACCCCAGGGUACUGCGCACCUGAAAUUCUUAGAGGUUGUGCCUAUGGACCUGAGGUGGACAUGUGGUCUGUAGGAAUAAUCACCUACAUCUUACUUUGUGGAUUUGAACCAUUCUAUGAUGAACGAGGUGAUCAGUUCAUGUUCAGGAGAAUUCUGAAUUGUGAAUAUUACUUUAUCUCCCCCUGGUGGGAUGAAGUAUCUCUAAAUGCCAAGGACUUGGUCAGAAAAUUAAUUGUUUUGGAUCCAAAGAAACGGCUGACUACCUUUCAAGCUCUCCAGCAUCCAUGGGUCACAGGUAAAGCAGCCAAUUUUGUACACAUGGAUACUGCUCAAAAGAAGCUCCAAGAAUUCAAUGCUCGGCGUAAGCUUAAGGCAGCGGUGAAGGCCGUGGUGGCCUCUUCCCGGCUGGGAAGUGCCAGCAGCAGCCAUGGUAGCAUCCAGGAGAGCCACAAGGCUAGCCGAGACCCUUCUCCAAUUCAAGAUGGCAACGAGGACAUCAAAGCUAUUCCAGAAGGAGAGAAAAUUCAAGGAGAUGGGGCUCGAGCCCCAGUUAAGGGGGCACAGGCUGAGCUGAUGAAGUUACAGGCUUUAGAGAAAGUUAAAGAUGAAGAUAUAAAUGCUGAAGAGGCCCCCAGGAUGGUGCCCAAGGCAGUGAAGGAUGGGAUAAAGGUGGAUGACCCUGACACAGAGGAGGGCCUGGCAGAGGAGAAGCUGAAGACUGUGGAGGAAGCAGCAGCCCCCAGAGAAGAGCAAGGAAGCUCCGCUGUGGGAUUUGAAGUUCCACAGCAAGAUGUGAUCCUGCCAGAGUACUAAGCCGGCUUCCUUCAAAUCUGGAAGCCAAACACCGGCAUUUUAUGUGCUUUGUCCUUCAGCAAGGAAGGUGUGGAAGCAUGAUAUGUACUAUAGUGAUUCUGUUUUUGAGGUGCAAAACAAAUACAUAUAUACCAGUUGGUAAUUCUAACUUCAAUGCAUGUGACUGCUUUAUGAAAAUAAUAGUGUCUUCUAUGGCAUGUAAUGGAUACCUAAUACCAAUGAGUUAAAUUUUGCAAGUAAACACAACAUGACACUUAAAAACAUACAUUUUCAGCAACCAGUGGCACAUAUUUGAAGUGAAUAGUAGCAAACUGUUUUUGGUUUGAAAACCUAGUCAUCCUACGUCCUUUGGAUUUCUUCACAAGGUAGUAAUUCCUUUGAACUACUGCUUGGCUAAUACUAGGUAGUGCUGUAAGACAUGUUUCCAUGACUUUCACAACAUUUUACUUUUUACCAUUGAUGUGUUCAGACUGUUUACAAGGAGAUGCUUGAAGAUGAUAGUUGUACAUACAUGCAAAAAAAAAAAAAUUCCACUUGCAAUAGUAAGAAAUUGAAGCAUCCUUUAAAGGCCUUGAAACCAUAUGUCCCUAAAGCUUAUGUGGAGAAUGCUUUAUUUUAUUCUUAUUUAUAUACACUAUAUUAAUAAUAACCAAAAUCUUCUAAGAUUCUGCUAUUUUACAACCCUGAAGGAAGUAUUUUACAAACUCAUACUGAGUUUCAUUCUUUCCUUCACCUGCUCUCCAAUGAGAUGACUUUCUGAUAGACAAAGCUUAGAGUGUAAUAAAGAAACAGGGAAGAAAAGAAGGUAAGACCACUUAGACUGAAGAUAAGAUUGAUUUCUUUUCAUUUUCCAUAUAAAAUUGUAUUUACUCAUGGCUUUAUACAACUUUACAGAAAGGAACAUUUUAAUGGAUAAACUCUGUAAUUACCAAAUUUCAAAUAUUUAGAAAAUAUUUAGAAAAAUGUAUUCCACAGGUUAGUGCCAAAAUGUCAGAAUGGUAGGAAUAAUAUUCCAUUAUAAGAUCAUUCAUUAUUGACUUUAAUAGCAUAAGAAAACAUUAUUCUUUACCAAAGCUCUUUUUUUAUCCAAUUGAUGGUUAUCUGCAUAUAUCACUUAUAAACUAGUUAUUUAUGGAAAGCUAGUAUGUCUUUUUCUCAUACUUAGAAUGAAAGUAUCCACAUUUUACAACGUAGUGUUGAGAUAGUGCCUGUCAAGAAAUCUAGCACAAUGCCAUUUAUUUACCUUAAAAAACAAAAACAAAAAUAAAAACACUGAUUUCAAAUCAGACUUUUAAAAGGCUGAAACAUUAGAACUAAUAUUUUGUUAUGAUUUUUCCUAGAAUAAAUAUAAUUUCUCCUUGACUUUCAUAGGAACACUUUCCCUUUAUAGAUAUUGCACUAAGUAUCUCCAAUUUAUUUCUAGUUUGAGUUGAAAUGAAUAUCAGAUUAUGUAUCACAUUGUUGGGUUUUCCUAAUUUUAAAAAUAGUCAUUUUAAAAAACAAUUAUUUUCAGAGACCAAGUUAAAGACAAUAAAAAUGACUAUCAUAUAAAAAUCCUAAUUUAAAAAAAGAGAUCUAAAUUAUGUUGGUCCUCCCUCAAAACUAGUAAAUUAGAAAAUGAAAUUAAAGCUCCAGUUUCUAGAGCUUGUUGGACCUCAGUAGACAUUCUUCUUUCCAAUCACAAAUCUCCCUUUACUACCAUUCUCAUGGGAAGAAAACAAAAUAGGACUUCCUAUCUUUCAUAGUUUAGGAAUCUGACAGGUCACUGAUACGGAGCCCCUGAAGAGGCAUAUCAUCUGAGCUCAGAAGGUUUUGUUUUGUUUUGUUUUAUAUGUACUAUCUAGUAAAAAGAGCACUUUUCUUCUUCCCUCUUUUCUUCCUUCCUCCUUUAAUUAUUCCCUCUCAGAAUUCUUAUGUUGUCCGUUAUUAGGGGCUCACUGCUUUUAACCUUUAAAAAUGCCUUUUUUAUUAAGCAUUAAGAUUUCCAUUUAAGAGGAUCAACUUCCUGUUGUACUUUUUACCAUGAGACUCAACAGAUACACACAGGCACCCACGCACAUACCCAUGCACAUAUACACACGUAUGUAUGUAUUGGAAGAGCAAAGAGAAGGAAGGGAUUCUUGUUAGAAAGUGGCAAUUAGCUGAAAGAUCAGAACAUAUCAUUCCUCCCUGCCCCUGGCCGCCAUAUUGUUCCAAGGGCAGUUGUUACGUUAUUCCAACACUAGAGUAGUGCUGAUGGCAUUGGUUGGCCCCAUGGACUAUAGAAGCAAUGUUGCAAAUACCAGGGCCAAUGUGUAUUUUAGAAUUUACUCAUUUAAAUGAGUGCAUAUGACCAUUCCUUGAUGUGGGUAUUCAAGAGAUGAAGAUAAUUCCCUCUAUCUUUUUUAACCUAUAAACUACAUUUUCUAAAAAUCAAUGUGUUUUAAAUUUUGACUCAUAUGUUAAAGAUUAGAUUCUGACAAUGACUAUAUAGUGACUAAUUUCAUUGUUUUAGUAGGAAAAAGUCAAACUUUAAAAAAUGUUGGUCAUUUCAGUCAGAUUAUUCAGAGAUUUCAUAUGUAUACAUCCUAAGUUAGGAUAAUUAUGUUAACGUUUUUGAAAGCACAGCCAAUGUCUAUAUUUCUUGUUAAAAUGGAAUGUAUUGUCUGUCUCAAAGAUUACUUUGCUAAAUAACAGUAGACAAAUAGAGAUUUAAUUUAACAAAUACUUCAUAACAUUACUCCUAAUUGGCAAUAUAGUCACAAAGCAAAAGAAUUAAAUUUCAACAAGCAAUAAAUUACAUUUUAGACCUAACAAUUAUCACAUUACAUUAUUGGUUUUUAUUCUGAGAUAAGUUCAGAUACUUAGCAAAAACUAGGGUGUGUGUGUGUGUGUGUGUGUGUUUAACAAUGAAGGAGAGUCUUGAAUUAUUUCCCCCAUUAACAAUGUCUAAUUGGAAUCCAGUAGUUUUUCUUAAACUGUAAUUUCACUUUUCCCAGGACACAUAAAUAAGGUAAAAUUAGAAUAAUAUGGUUGUAGAAGUUAUUGUCCAGAACAAGUGCAUUAUAUAAAUAUAAUAUAAAUAUAAUGCAAGCACAUAUGUCAUUUAAAAUUUUCUAUUAGUCACAUUUUAAGAAAAAUAGAUGAAACUGUAGCAUUUUUAAUCCAAUUCAUCCAAAUUAUUCUAUCAAUAUAUAGUUAAUAUUAAAAUUUAAUGAGAUUUUGAAUUCUUUAUUUUUAUACUGUUUUCAAAAUCAGGAGUGUAUGUUAUACCUUUGGUACAUCAAGUGCUCUAUAAACACAUGUAGCUAGUGGCUACCAUAUUAGACAGCACUGGUCUAGAGUACUUUUUAUUUUAAGCAAAGUGGCACCUGAAGUUCUGUGCUUAGAUUUAAGUGGCCUCAGUUUUCGCAUUGAAGAGCGGUGGAAGGCCAAAAAGUGUUUCAGAAAUGUACACACUGAGUAAAAGCUUAUUGACCACUCCUGCCCAUUCAUGUGCUUCAGAGGAGAAGUGUUUCCUAACAUAACUUCAAAGAACAACACUUUCCUGGGCAUUACUAAAUUAUUUACUGACUAGUCCCUCUGAUUCCUGAUGGGUCCUGGAGUCUUGACUACAGCCUAGAGUCUCCUGAGUACUGCCGUGAUGCCACUAGUAUUCUUGCUUACUAAAAUCUACUGUCAGCCAACCACGUGUCUUCAUUCAGGAAGGACUGCACAUAGAAUCUGAUUUUUGAGGCCUGGAUGCUGCAUGCCAUCCUUGUAUCACCGGCAAUAUGUCUUUCUGGAAAUCCGAACCAUACCAAAUAUGCAUGAUGAAGAUUGUAUAAUGAUGGUGGUAUCAUGCCAGUUAUCUUCAAAAUGGGAAUAUGACCAUUAGCUGGCAUUUUUUAGAUUUCCUUAGAAGAGUUUAAUCAACACUGCCAUUACACGUGGAUUUAACUAAAAACUUUUGAAAAUUUUUUACAUACUGAAUUUAGAAUAAUCUUCAAGAUCCUAUAGCCAUUUUUAGUGGAAGACUUAAAAAGAAAGGAACAAUUUUUACUGUGACCUCAAUUUCAUAGUAUUUUAAACAUAUUUUGUAAUUCAGAAUGUUUAGCAAUCCCUAUGUCCUGUUUCACAUGUAUGGUAACUGAUGGUGGGUUGCCUACAGGCUGAAGAUUUGGAGAGAGCCAUUUUGUUUCAUAAAUCAGUUUUUAUUGCACAAGAAGCAGCUAGUUAUAUUUCAAGUUGGAAAAAGAAAAUGCCAGAAAAGGCAAAGGAUAAAGUUAGUAAGUCAUUUAUUUUGUUUUAGAAUUGUUCUUGCAAAGCAAAUCUUUUUUUUUUUUUUAAAGGUCAAAAAAGUGAAUCAGUACUAGCAUUUUCUUGAAGAAGUUUGACUCAAUAUGUAAUGAACAGAUAUACAUAGAAGAAUCAAUCAUAAUGCCAUUAUGUCACUUAUUUGUCAUUGCAAAGUAUUCAGUCUAGUUGUCUGGAUUUACUUUAGAUGGUGCAAAAUUUCCAGACAUUAACCUACGUAAAAGGAUUUGCAAUUUCCUUGUAAUUACUGCCUGUUAGUCCAUAUUCUAACUUCCUUAUGUUCAUCAUUCAUAUGUUCCUGAUCAGGGUCAUUGCUAGUAGCUGAGCAUUUACUGGUUGAACACUGCUUUUAUGUGUGUCUGCAUUAAAAAAAUUAUGUACAUGUUAUUUCACUAUUGGUAUUACAUAUAUAUUCAUAACCAUGUGAUAAGCAGAAAUGUACCUAAUAAUUUCCUGUAAAAUUUUUCAAAGUCCUUUUAUUCCCCUGAAACACUCAGGGUGAAUUUUUGGCUCCUUGGCAAAUAAGAAAAAAAGGAGAGAGAUCACUGGAGAGAUAUCAGCCAGCCAUUUACAGUAAUCAAGUUCAGCAUUUCCUCUUUCUAUAUUUUGACCAAUAUAUGAAGAGCAAAUUUUUGUCAUUAUUACUCCUUGUGGAUAUUACCUAAGAUCAGAUAAUAUAAUCUCAGCUCAUAAAGCUUA